Messenger RNA from Styela clava, 1130 nucleotides. RefSeq lists its product as uncharacterized. Gene Ontology annotation, molecular function: DNA-binding transcription factor activity, RNA polymerase II-specific; E-box binding; protein dimerization activity. Gene Ontology annotation, biological process: axon development; sensory organ development; positive regulation of transcription by RNA polymerase II. Lineage: Eukaryota; Metazoa; Chordata; Ascidiacea; Stolidobranchia; Styelidae. Gene Ontology annotation, cellular component: nucleus. The record is from RefSeq and is a predicted model, not a curated record.
GGUAUAUAAAAGCGAGCAAUCCUCCGUAGAUGCCAGUUUAAAGAUCUCCGCUUCUUGAAACGUUCACGCUUACAGAGUGAGACAAGGAAAUAAUGGAAGUACAAACAUCUUGGAAUCACCACGAAAGUCAGACUUUUUGUGAUGAAACAAAUUUGCAAGGAAAACCAUCUUGCUAUGAACCAUUGACCCCGCCAGCAUCAAGAACUUCUGGGAGCAGUAGCAGUGAAGAUGAAGAAUUCAAGUUUAUAUAUAAUUUGAAUCAACUUCCAACGCAAAACGGAGAAACUAUCAAUUCUUCUUCCACGACAAAUAGAAGACAAAAACCCGUCGGCUUGUUAAAGAUGGCUAAAAAGAUGAAAAAUAUGAACGAAAACGAACUUCAGGAUUUAAGAAUUAAAAUCAACGAACGUGAAAGACGAAGAAUGCAUGAUUUGAACAGUGCACUUGACUCAUUACGAGAGGUGAUGCCGUAUGGACACGGCCCCGCUGUAAGAAAAUUAUCAAAAAUUGCAACCAUGCUUCUUGCAAAGAAUUAUAUCUUGACAUUAAAAGGAUCUCUUGAAGAGAUGCAAAGAAUUGCUUCUGAUCUAUAUCGGCAAGUACCCAACGUUCAUCAAGUUGGUGGCAAAGACUUGAAACGCCUUAACAUUGAAACGUCCUCUUUGCUUGGAAAAGAAAGCCAGGCAGUAUCUUCAGCGACAAAUAAUACUUUACCAAUACAUGUUUCAUCAAAAAUGAAUGAAAAAGCGUCAAGGACCAAACCACAAGAAUAUAUGUUUCCAACUUUAAAUUGUCCGACAUCUUUACUACGACAAUCUUCAAUUCCUUUGGAAUACGAGAGAAUCCCAACAUAUUUGCCGUCAACACCACCUGUCUCGAAUUGCUUUUCUUUUUUACCAUUUCAGUUCUCUCUCCCACUGCACAGUCAAGUUUCCCCAACUUUAGCGUCGCAUAAUCACUUGUCUGGAUCGAGAAAAAGAUCAAGUGAGGAGAAAUUGCCAGUGCCGGACAAACGGCAGCGUUUUAAUGAAUCAUUAAAACUGAAAGUAGAUUUUUCUAAUGUUGAUAGUUUGCAUUAAAUUUGCAGCAGUGCUUUUUUUUCAUUUAAAAAUAAAUAUUACAUAACAUAA